This is a messenger RNA of Diuraphis noxia (Russian wheat aphid), 905 nucleotides long. RefSeq names its product sterile alpha motif domain-containing protein aveugle (gene ave). The record is from RefSeq and is a predicted model, not a curated record. Lineage: Eukaryota; Metazoa; Arthropoda; Insecta; Hemiptera; Aphididae. Gene Ontology annotation, molecular function: protein binding. Gene Ontology annotation, cellular component: cytoplasmic side of plasma membrane. Gene Ontology annotation, biological process: cell surface receptor protein tyrosine kinase signaling pathway.
UAAAUAAUUAUAUUACUCUAUGUGCCAAGGUCUCGGAAAACGUUAUCAAUUUAUUAUAAUCGCUGAUAUUGAUAUGAACUAGUGGAACUACCUAYCAUUACAUCCUAUAUUGUAGAUUAAAGAAAUAAAAGAAUACCCUUAAAACAUUUAACUGUUAAGCGUUUAGGUCAGAGCUCUCUAUAAMAUAAGUUAUUUUUAAGUUUUGAAUUUCUAAACUUCUUUAUUUAUGGAAUGUAAUUAUUACAGUGACCUAUUUUGUAUAUUGUGACAACAUUGUAUGCAAUAAGUAUGAAUACGUUUUAAGCGCAUAGAUACCAAGCGAAAACAAUGAUUUUAGAAGAUAACCAAAAUGUUGUCAAACCAAGGAAUAGUCGAGCAGCUCGGCCUAAAGUCGUUUACCAAUGGACUGUACAAGAUGUUCAAAAAUGGUUUCGUCGUCAUUGCUAUGAUUAUUAUGUCUUAUAUGGAGAAAAGUUCUUGCAGCAUGAAAUAAUUGGACGCGCCUUAAUAAGAAUAAAUGAAAAUCAACUGUAUCGUAUGGGAAUUAUAAAUCCAGAUCAUAGUCAAGACAUUUGUCGUGAAAUACUUAAACUACGCCUUAAAACUUAUAUUUUAGAGUUUAGAGAUUUAGAACGUAAUAAUCUUUAUGAUUAAGAUUUCAAAUAUCAACAAUGGUACAUUGAAAGCCCGAGAGUAGUGAUCCGAGGACUAUUAGGCUUGAUUGAACCUAUUUCGGUUUCUACUUUGUAAAAUGAUAUUGGAUGAAAUGUACUGAUAUCAAUAAGAGUACUAUUUUUAUUGAACACUCUUAUAACACCUGGAGCUUCACAUCCUGCAAUACAUUAUUAAUAUAAUAUCYUAAAUAUUUUGAUAAUAAUUAUUAACUAUUUAAAAUCAUUUUAUUA